This is a messenger RNA of Mytilus trossulus (common blue mussel), 2587 nucleotides long. RefSeq lists its product as uncharacterized. Lineage: Eukaryota; Metazoa; Mollusca; Bivalvia; Mytilida; Mytilidae. The record is from RefSeq and is a predicted model, not a curated record. Bases 179 to 2197 code for a protein of 672 amino acids. The transcript has a single exon. Gene Ontology annotation, molecular function: zinc ion binding; ubiquitin protein ligase activity. Gene Ontology annotation, biological process: protein polyubiquitination; proteasome-mediated ubiquitin-dependent protein catabolic process.
AGCAUUAAUAUAUAACAAUCAAAAGGUAGUUCAUAUUCGUACUUAUUGCUCAUUUUCUCGUGGGAUAACUAGCUGCUAUUGGAGAUAGAGGAUUUAUGCGUAACGAAUCGCUAUUAUAGUAAUUUAAGGUGUUUUUCAUACAGAAUAGGGAUUAAUAAAUACUAUUUUCUGAACAGUAAUGGAAAAUCUGUCAUCUUCGGAAUGUCUACAGUCGGUGUGUGACAGGCAUGUUAAGGAAGAACUGAAAUAUUAUUGCUUUUUAUGUCGAAGCCACGUCUGUUCAGAUUGUAUUUUAGAACGUCAUUCUGCACAUGUCCAUGACGUCAAGAGAGCAAGUUCAAGACAGAAAGAGAUAAGAUUUGAUGAACUAUUUAAGACCCCGGAUGUUCCGGGUCAACCUGUUAAAAACGAUCUAGAACUUGAAGAGAUUUUGAAAGAAAUUGAAGAAUAUCAUCACAAGUCAAAAGAAACCGCUGAAAUUAUAAAUGAAAUAAUAGAUAAUCGAGCGGAAGAAUUUCUAAGGCACAUCAAGAAAAUAAAAAAUGAAUUGCUAGAGGAAUGUCGGACAAUAACAAAGCAGAACCAUACACAUCUGAAUGCAAUAAAACAACGAGUCUAUUCAAAGCUAGAAAAACGUCCAGAAAACGAAAUUACCAAUAUAUUUCAACCGAUGAAUACACAUAAUGCAGAUUAUUCAAAAUGGAAUUUCUUUAGAAAAAGAGAACAUAUUGGACGUGAUGAUGUCAAUAUAUUGCACCCACAAAUAGAUAUGCCGGUAUUUGAACCAGGUAAAAUUGAUACUAUUUUUAUGAAGUCCAUGUUCGGGGUUGUGUUGGUCAAAGGAGCGGUUAAUCCCGAUACAUCUUUUCCUGAAACUGAUUUGGAUUAUCCUAUUCGAGGAAAGGAGAAUAUUAAACCUAGGUAUACAGAAUCUAAACAGACAAUGUCUUAUUGUUUAGAAAAUACUCUGAACAUUGACGAAAUAAGUCCGCGAAUGAAUAACCAUAACAGUCUCAAAGAAAAUGACAGAAGCUUAAAGAGUAAUAAAUGGAUAGAUCAUUUUAGCGAAAAACAGAAAAGUUUCUCCAACAUUUAUACAAAUGCAAAAGAAAUUCAAUCAGCUCGCGGACAUCAAGAUAUAAAUGCCGGUAUCAAAAACAGUAAACCAAAAGAGUCCUCAUAUUUUGAUCAUAAAUACAAAAAUCAUGAAACGGAUGAUACUAACAGUCUACCAUUGCCAUAUAUGCAAUCUACUAUACACGUUAGCAAUUAUCCGCCAUCUAUGAACAACAUUUCUGGUUCUAUAUUUCCACCCGUUCCUCAUUUAGCCAUCGAUUGUGAAGAUAACCCAGUUUGUUGUAUUUGCGUUAUAGGCUCCGAUGUAUGUUGGAUACACCAGGGAUUUUCUACCACAAAUUCUUUUUUUGACAUUGGUGAGAAUAAACGAAAGAAAAUUGAGUUUAAAUUUGUUGUUGAAGAUUGGACCCUCAAGCCUCCAAACACCUUAAUAGCAGUAGACUAUAACCAUCGAAUUGUUCAAAUAACUCCCAUGGGAUUACCUGUAAAUACUUUAUCAUCAACUCAAAAUAUUGGUUGGUCUUUUUUCCAUGUUGAUUUACAUCCGAUUGCAGUGACAUUUUGCAAAAAUGGCGAUGUUUUAGUGUCGCUUGUUGACUCAUGGUCUUACAAUACAGACAGCAAGAGUCGUCGACAGGUCGUAAGGAUGAAUGAUAAUUUUGAAGUAGAGCAAACAAUAGAAUAUUAUUGUUCAAACAGAAUUUUCACGACACCAAGGAGACUUGCCGAAAAUAAGAAUGGUGACAUUUGUGUUUUGGAUGAAACAAGUGAAAAAAGUGGUCAAAUUUUGUUAUUUAAUAGAGACGGAUCAUUAAAGCUAGUUUAUACCGGAAGCAGUGACAGUGACGAGCAUUUCAAUCCAAACAGUAUUUGUUGCGACAGUGAAGCAAGAAUAAUCAUUUCCGACUAUAGUUGUAACAAGCUGCAUAUUUUAGAUCAAUCAGGAAAUUUCCUGCAAUAUAUUAUUCAUUCGGAAAUUAAAAACCCUUUCUGUGUGACUAUUGAUUGUAAGGACCAUUUAUGGAUAGGGUUAAAAAGCGGGAAAAUCAUCGUAUUUAGUAUUCAGCAGCUGGAUGAACCUACUCAUUCUAGAGAAUUAUACAAAUCAUAUAAGGUGUAAUUUGCAUGCAAUUUAAAUUAAAUUGAAGGGAAAUAAAUUUAAAUUAUUGGUUCAUUAACGUCAGUUUGCCAUCAAUGAACAGGCGAUUGAUCAUUGCGAAGAAACAUUUUGGAAGAUUUAUUAUCUUCGAGGUAUAAAUUAAAAUAAAUGAAAAGGAUUGGCAUUAUGUAACUGUUGUUACUUUCGGUCAAUAAAUCAUUAUGACACAAUUUAUUAAUUUACUAACAGGGUUUAUAGGUACAAUCCAAUUGCAAAUGUGUCAAAUUUUACCCCUUGUAUUUUGUACAUCUUUUUCAAUUAACCUUACAUGUACAACGUAAAACAGAAUCGUUAGAUGUUGAGAGCAAAUAGACGACCCAUUAUACAAUCCAAUGAUUCCGAACUCCUAUU